Messenger RNA from Centropristis striata (black sea bass), 925 nucleotides. RefSeq lists its product as uncharacterized. Bases 134 to 676 code for a protein of 180 amino acids. NCBI's taxonomy places the organism in Eukaryota, Metazoa, Chordata, Actinopteri, Perciformes, Serranidae. The transcript has 2 exons. The record is from RefSeq and is a predicted model, not a curated record.
CAACCACAGGGCCCAGCAGCUCUUUCAUCCGAAGCAGAACGUAUAGAUUUAAGCUGUACUUGCAGGCACAUUUAGAGAAGGCUGUUACAAACAAACUCGCUUCUAUUUUUACCAACUAAGAGAUAACGUCGACAUGACACACGGCAAAGAGAUGCAACUCUUGUUUCAUUUCACAUUGGUGCUGUCAGUCGUUGUGACCCCAGCUCUGAUAACCCUUGACUCAGACCAAGAGCUGCAGGACAGUGGGUUUGGUCGACCGCCGCCUCGCCACGGCCUCAAGUUGCUGGUUUGGUAUGUUCAGGACUGCAUGGACAAUAACAUGGUUGCUCUGUGUGAUCCCAUUCGAAGAGAGUACGGAUUUCACGAGUUCAAAAAUCGAGGGCCCAAGAGUCUGCUUCCGGUAAUUAAGGACAAAAAACAAUACAGCUACUACACCAUUGGAAACCUUAAUUCUCCUCAUUCCGAGGACCUACCAUAUGAUGUUAGACGGUACUACAACCGCAGCGACCCUGACAGCAACAUGGACAGAGUGUUGGUGAGAUACAACAAAAACAAUAAACACUUAGACCAAAUCUAUGCGUCUGCACAUUAUAACCCAAAAGAGACGUACAUAAUUGGCCCCAACCUUCUCGCCUCUCUUCGACACCCAGCAGUCCACAUUAGCAUAGAAAUGUGAUGUACUUCUGAUGUAAAAUCUCUCUCUGACAAUUUUAAUAGCUCUGUGAUUCUUUAAAAAAAAAAAACGGCGAUGGAAUUUUAAACAUGUUUGAACAAUCUUGAUUGACAUACAGUAUUUGGCUGCUGCUUUUCUUUGUAGUCAGAAUGCAAAAAAGUGCCAGAGUACUUUGAUGAGCUUAUUUUAAAGCCUUGCUAUGAGUCAGGAAUGUAACCCUGCACAGCCUCCCUGUCUGUUUAAUAUGUAAGU